AUGGAUGCGCAAUAUCCUUUUGCUUCACGUGACGACAUUUGGCGUGUCUUUGACGAGCUGAAGGAGCUCCACAUUGCCCAGUACGAGCAAGGAGAGCGGCUCGCGCAACUGGAGCGUCGCCGGGACGACGAUGCACGUCUGAGGAGUCCUUGGUGUCCUGUGUCCCCAUUUCCACAUUCGGUUGGGACAAUCGCUCCAGGUAGUCCACUGCCUUCCGGAAUCAGCUCGCCACUUACCAAGACAUCUCUUCCAGACCCCGCGUUCCAAUCCCCCCCGGAUGCUUUCAAAGGAUUCGAUCAGGGUCACCAUUCCGCAAUGGCUAGCUCUACGGUGGGGUUUGAUGGCGAUGAUGAGCCCAGACGGGGCGCAUCCCGAGCCAACAGUGUCCGUUUCGACGAAAGUGCUAUACACGGGAACGCCCAGGCUAGCCGUUCCAGUAACGACCUUCCUCUACGGACCGGCAGCAGUUUGAGUACCCACCCGCUUCUUGAACGGACCUUUUCUCACCAAUCUGAUGGACGACUGAGCUCAUCUGGCCACUCACACCAUUCCGCUCGGACUAAUAGCCUGCGUCUGAACACUACUCGACUGCUUGGUGCUACCACUAUCGAGUCCCCUUUGAUCCCCCCUCCUGGACUCUUCUUGCUCGGACCAGUCCCAUCCAUCAUCCGGUGCUGGUUGACUGACACUUUCACUAACGACUCUCUCCUGUAUGCAGCCGUUUGCUCGGGCUCUUACGUCUCAACUUUGACUCUCUCCAUGGUCCGCGAAUUUGGGAUGGAGAACAUGAUCGUGCAUGAAGGCGAUGUACAGUACCUCAAGCUUCCAGUCUAUCUUCCUGAAGCACUUAUUCACCCAUCUUCGUCGCGCCCUGGGACACCUACUCACCAAGUCCCUACUGUGACUAUCCGCUUCGUGGUUCGGGAGACAGCAGUCGGCAAUAACUCAAUUCAAAUCAUCAUUGGAAGCGAUGUGAUGCGCGCCCACAAUGCUGAUAUUCUGUUCUCGCAAGAUAAACUGAUUAUGGUGGACGAUGACCACACCCGUGUCUCUGUCCCCCUCGUGCGUCCUGAAAAGGACUCUGUGUUCAAAUCUCUUUGCACUUCUCCUGGUACUCCCAAUUCUGGGGACUUACUGAAACAUCCUACUAAUGGACAUCCAUCCGUCGGUAUCAUCGGCCGGCCUGUCAAUGUUCAACAAAAGCCGGCCUCUGCACCUCCAUCAGCUCGUCUACCUGGCGGCGAGAAUACCGAUCCUCACAAGUAUCACCCGCAGGCCCCUGCUCACAUUUCAGCUGAAGUUCGUCCCGCCAGUUCCAGUCUACCGACUUCUGACUCUACUAAAACCGAUGAUGUGCCUUCUUGGAGCGCAUGGCGCCGCGAUACCAAGAAAUACAAAUCCACCAAUACCCAAAAGCCGACCCAGAAACGUGAGAUGAAAGUCUUCCGCACCGGAAAAUCUAGCAGCCAUGCGAACUCCACGACUUCGGCCCUAGCCCCUGGCAGUGUUACCGCUGAGCAGUCCGACAAGUCCUCUCCGAUUACCUCUACCCACCAUCCGACGGCUCCCUCGGACAAGCAUGGUACGCUGAAUCCCGUGGGUAGUGCAUCGGCGUUUGGUUGGCUUAACCCGGCCCCUCACAACGCCUCGUCCUAG
This is a messenger RNA of Penicillium griseofulvum, 1656 nucleotides long. RefSeq lists its product as uncharacterized. NCBI's taxonomy places the organism in Eukaryota, Fungi, Ascomycota, Eurotiomycetes, Eurotiales, Aspergillaceae. The coding region runs from base 1 to 1656 and encodes 551 amino acids. The transcript has a single exon. The record is from RefSeq and is a predicted model, not a curated record.